Molecule: messenger RNA, 204 nt
Organism: Ustilaginoidea virens
Lineage: Eukaryota; Fungi; Ascomycota; Sordariomycetes; Hypocreales; Clavicipitaceae
Exons: 2
Coding region: 1-204 (67 amino acids)
Source: RefSeq, a predicted model, not a curated record
AUGACUUUCAUCUCAGAUUUCUUUGGCCUUUACGCUAAAUCAUCUUAUUUUGCCCCCUGCAUCCCUUGUACAGCUAAGACGGAGAUAAGUGUGACGGGAUUGAGACGGGACAAGAGAAAAUGGUGCAGCCAGCAUCUCUGGAGUAAUUUCGCUGUUAUUAACAUGUCAAGGCUCAACACAAGCAUUAUAGAGGUCCUACCGUGA